Messenger RNA from Physella acuta, 1610 nucleotides. RefSeq names its product lengsin. Gene Ontology annotation, cellular component: membrane; cytoplasm. The record is from RefSeq and is a predicted model, not a curated record. Gene Ontology annotation, molecular function: glutamine synthetase activity. Lineage: Eukaryota; Metazoa; Mollusca; Gastropoda; Physidae.
CAAAGUACUGUCAACAAACUGGCGGACUGCACUCGGUCAGACAUAGUGUGCUCCUCGAACUGCAGGCUGUGCUGUUAUGUCGGUUACCAUGGCAACUAGUCUGUGCCUAGAUGACUUUGACCUCAUCCAGCUAGUGACGUCAGACAUGAACGGAAUCCCCAGGGGCAAGCUGAUCCCUCGAGAUGUGGCUAAAAAUAAACUAGCCGGUUUAGAGGUUCCACAAAUCAUCCACUGCUGCGGUACUGCCUGUGACCUUCCCCCGAUGUCCCGAGAAGACAACUUCGGCAAUGGCGUCACAGUUCCAGACUGGUCUAGCCUGGUUGGGCUCCCGUCGGCCACCCGCCCUGGCCGCAGGGUGGGCCAGCUCAUCAUUGGCCACCUGCUCCAGGAAGAUGGCCAGCCUGACCCCACCUCGCCUCGAUAUUGUGUGCAGCAACUGUUGACCAAACUGGACGGUCUCGGCUACAAAUUACACGGCUAUUUCUCCUGUCAGUUUUUUGUCUUCAAACAGGGAGAGAACCGAGAAUAUCUUGAUGAAAGCCAGGUGCCGGUCUACACGGGAGGGGAGGGAGGGGAGGGAGGGGAGGGCAUGAUGCUGGAACUGUGUCGACAACUGCUGAUGGUUGGGGUUGAGGUUCAUUCAUGGUCAGCUGGAGGUCAAGGUAUGUAUGAGAUCUCUCUAGCCCCCUGUGAAGGCCUGACGGUGGCUGACAUGGCCUGGCGGCUUCGACUGGGGGUCAGGGCUGUGCUGGCCCAACACGGAUACCACGUGACUUUCAUGACCCGACCUCAGGGUCACAAGCCUGCAGGGACCAAGCUGACCUUCACGCUACGUGACGUCACUGGCCGAAAUCUUUUUCUCGACAGAUCUACACCUGAUCAUUUCUCAGUCGUGUGUGGUCAGUGGUUGGCUGGUAUCAUUCACCACGGCCCCGCCCUGACUGCCCUAUGCCGCCCUACGGUCAACUGUUAUGGUCACGAUGACGUCACGUCACCUAGACGUUUUGACUGGGACGUCAACAACGUGACGUCAUUUCUCAACGUUCAAGUCGCUGAGCAUGAGGUGUGGGUGGAGCAGCAGACGGCUAGUUCCGCCAGCAACCCCUACCUGCUCCUGCUGGCCACACUAGCGGCGGGGUGGGACGGCCAGAACACGGGGCUGACCUGCCCAGAGAGACGCAGUCCGGCGGCCGUCGCUAGGCCCAGCACAUUGGCAGAUUGUCUGCCUGCUCUACAGGCGGACGGGGUGAUGGCACGCGCCAUGACGUCACUCAUCCACCAGUCCUUCGUCUCAGUCAAACAACAUUUUGAAGUUGACAAGUUCAAGGCCACAGAAACUCUGGAGGCCACGAGAGAGCUGGAAAACUAUCUUUAUUACACGCGAAUUUAGUUUUUUUUUUCCCACAACAAUGUAUGUGCUUUUUUUUUAUUUAACUGUAUUAACCAGUUGGUAAAACUUUCUUACUCACAUGUAUUUCAGUUUCUAGUAAAACUUAUAAUUCACAUUCAUUUUAGUUUUUAGUAAAACUAAUAAUUCACAUUCAUUUUAGUUUUUAGUAAAACUUAUGAUUUACAUUCAUUUCAGUUUUUAAUAAAACUUAUAAUUCACA